Messenger RNA from Osmia lignaria (orchard mason bee), 3605 nucleotides. RefSeq names its product metastasis associated 1-like (gene MTA1-like). Gene Ontology annotation, cellular component: nucleoplasm; NuRD complex. Gene Ontology annotation, biological process: negative regulation of transcription by RNA polymerase II. NCBI's taxonomy places the organism in Eukaryota, Metazoa, Arthropoda, Insecta, Hymenoptera, Megachilidae. The record is from RefSeq and is a predicted model, not a curated record. Gene Ontology annotation, molecular function: transcription corepressor activity; transcription coactivator activity; chromatin binding.
CGCUCUGGAGACCGCGGUAUCGUCGGGUCUUGGUAGUAUCCGAUCCGUGGCCUUGUUUUGUGGUAUUCGUUGACCGGGUUGUGUCGUUCCAAUCGUAUGUUUUUUCACCAAAAAAUUGUAAAAAUAAAUUCCCGGUAUUAAGUAGAACGUACUAAUAAUACGAAUCGAUUCUAAUCGAACGUCUUGAUAGAAUUUUGAAUACACGCGGGUUUGAAGAAAGCAAGUGAACCCAGCUCCGGUAGAGGGGAGCAAGCAGUAUUGCUUGAUGGUAUAUGUAGCCCGCUCGGCAAAAUGAAAAUGGCGGUGUUCCUGUAUGAACGGAGCAACGGCCACUGACGAUGCUCGUUACGGUAACAGACACGUGAGCCAAAUCGAAUGUGGGAUUUUUACAUAUCUUGUGUGCAUUUACGAAGUUCGUUCAGUGUUAUAUCGUAGCGUAUAGAACGUAAAUGCGAGUAAAAUAGAAGCAAGCGCGAUUUUUUCCGUCGAUCAGGGACAAACAAACACGAUGGAGUGACACCGCGAAGUGUUGACUCCGUGGACAAGUGGGAAGUGUCGGCUGUUACAUUCGCGUACUUGGAGGACGAAAAGCCUUCAUGCCGAUGCCGGCCGAAUACCACGAAAACCACGGUAACCACGAGAACGCUAAUUUCGCUCUCGGGGCCACACAGGACGCCAGCAACAUGACGGCCAACAUGUACCGGGUGGGAGAUUAUGUAUAUUUUGAAACAUCUUCCACAUCUCCCUACCAAAUAAGAAGGAUAGAAGAAUUAAAUAAGACGGCAAGUGGAAAUGUUGAAGCAAAAGUUAUGUGCUUCUUUAGGCGGAGGGAUUUACCUUCUACAUUAAUCAUGCUUGCAGAUAAACAUCAGUGGAUGGAAGAAAAUGUUGUUGGUGCUGGAGGAGUUACAGAAUUAAGUUCUAAACAACGUCAUCAAAUGAAACACAGAGAACUGUUUUUAUCGCGUCAGGUAGAAACAAUGCCGGCAACGCACAUAAGGGGAAAAUGCUGUGUAACUUUGUUAAAUGAAACAGAAUCUUUACUAAGCUAUUUAAACAAAGAAGAUUCUUUCUUUUAUUGCUUAGUAUUCGAUCCUGCCCAACGUACUUUACUUGCUGACAAAGGUGAAAUUAGAGUAGGUAGUCGAUAUCAAGCUGAUGGUAUAGCGCCAUCCCCGUUGACACCUGCUGAAAGAGAAUCAGAUCCUCGUAGGUUGCAAGAUUUAGAAACUUUGGUAUGGACGCCACGGCAUUCAUUAACGGAUCGUCAAAUUGAUCAGUUUCUCGUUGUCAGUAGAUCUGUAGGCACAUUUGCAAGAGCUUUAGAUUGUUCAUCUUCAGUUAAGCAACCCUCUUUGCAUAUGUCUGCAGCAGCUGCGUCUAGAGACAUUACUCUUUUUCAUGCAAUGGAUACUUUGCAUCGACACAAUUACGAUGUUGCGAAAGCAAUGUCAUCUCUAGUACCCAGCACUGGUCCAGUAUUAUGCAGAGAUGAAAUGGAAGAAUGGAGUGCAUCCGAAGCGAAUCUUUUUGAAGAAGCACUUGAUAAGUAUGGAAAGGAUUUUUCCGAUAUACGUCAAGACUUCUUACCAUGGAAAACAUUAAAAAAUGUAAUUGAAUAUUAUUAUAUGUGGAAAACAACCGAUAGAUACGUACAACAGAAGAGGGUAAAAGCUGUGGAAGCUGAAAGUAAAUUAAAACAGGUUUAUAUACCAAACUAUAAUAAGACAACUCCGCCUACGACUGCACCUUCUGCGGCAACGAUUGUACCUCUUGGUAACAGUAAUAGUAACAGCAAUGGAAAACCAACUAGUGUUCUCAAUGGCAAUAGUAAUGGCAAUAUGGCAUCUGAUAACAGUGGAAUAUUAAUGGUUGGGGUUAGCGGAAAACCAUGUGAAAGUUGUCAAGUUAUGCAGAGUCCACAGUGGUAUGCUUGGGGUCCGUCGCAUAUGCAAUGUCGUCUUUGUCAAUCUUGUUGGACCUAUUGGAAAAAGUACGGCGGUCUUAAGGUCCCAUCGCGUAUCGACGAUGUUGAUUUGGAAAGAAAAAGAGGAUGUACGGGUUCGGACGAGGAAAGCAAAGGAAUUAGUGGUGCUCAUAGACCUCAUCGAUGUAGCAUUCCUUCUUGUGGUAAAGAGUUCAAACUUAAAGCGCAUCUGAGUCGCCAUUAUGCAAGUGCUCAUGGCGUUGAUUUACGUGGCAGUGGAGUAAGCGGAGGGGGAGGAGGUGGAUCUCCCAGACCUGUGAUGAAAACUCGAUCCGCAUUUUAUUUACGUACUUCAGCAUUAGCACGAGCUGCGCGACGAUUAUGUGCAGCUCAAUUACGCACACGUCACGCAGCACGAGCGCCUCAUCAACCUGUAAAUGCAGCACCAUUGCGACAUCUUUGCGCUUCUCCUCAGUUAACGUCAAAAAGCCCUGCAGAAUUACGUAUUUUAGCACGCGCUGUACGGCCUCGGCCUCGCCCUCGUGUAACUGACAUAGCGACGCGUUUAGGUGAUCACCCUGCACCACGGCAACCCGGGGAUUGGGAUUGGUUAGCUCUUACAGCCCCUGCACAACGAAAACAACCCGACCGUGUAUCUUUCCCCAGACCGCCAAAAGCACCAGAUGGAAGUCUAUUAUAUGAAAGAGUACCAAAUAAAGCUGAGGUAGAUAGACUGACGGUAACUCCCCCUCAACCGCAACCCAGUAUGCAAACGCAGCAAACAAUAUUAAAACGUACAAGACCUCCAUUCGAUGAGAUCAACGGAUCAGAUGGUAUUGCCCUAAGUGCAGGGCUCCCUGGUGGACCGCCUGCAAAAAGGGCUCACCAUUCUCAGCAGCUACAUCCAAAACAUGCUUUGGAACAUUCUGCGCCUGCUGUUCUUCCACUAGCACCACCUCUCAAUGGAAGGGCUGCUCACCCUCAUACUUUGCCUCAUGGUCCACCCAUAUCCAGAAGUAAUGCGCGCAAACAAGUAAUUUCAUGGAUGGACGCACCUGAUGACGUUUACUUUCGUGCUUCGGAUCAAACCAAAAGACUAAGAAGGACCCUAUCAUCUGUGGAACUUCGAAGAGCAGCGCGUAAACCAUGGCGUAGAUUACCAGCUCCGUUACAUCCUCCUCAUCCGCAGAGAGCAGUACGCGGCGAUGACAUGGUUGUCAUCUUGGACUGAAUCAAUAAUACAAUCAGUUGGACAAAUUGAUAAACAUUGAUCAGUUUGUUAUAAUGGAAUCAUACUGUUACUGUAAUUUUAAUGCCAGAGUCAACACACAGUGAAGAUAUUCCAGCUUUAUGUAUCGUCAUUGGCAGCUCUGACGUUGAGCAAGAAUCAUUCGCUGUUUGGAACUUUUUCGAUCAUUUUCAAAACAGCAGUUCGCCAAAAUUGAAGGCCUCCUUUGACUGAAUCUGCAUGAUGCAUUAACAUUGCUGAAACAUACUUCACAUGUACGAACGAGAAGCAACGACUCUGGAACGAACAUUCAUCGAAUCUUAAGAAAAAAAAAAAAUGAAAUCAAGUCAUUCACCAUGAAACAUGAUUUUCUAUUCGUAUUAAUUAGUUAUUGUUGUUAUUAAUAAUUAUUAUUAAUAAUUGAAUGUACAUAUACAUCAUACCACACAU